Molecule: messenger RNA, 2235 nt
Organism: Peniophora sp. CBMAI 1063
Lineage: Eukaryota; Fungi; Basidiomycota; Agaricomycetes; Russulales; Peniophoraceae
Source: the annotation of a GenBank genome assembly
AUGAACGGAUAUGACGCUCUUACGGCCAUAUACUCGGCGCCACAAUAUGUUGCUGCCAUGGCGGCCCAGCAGCUGCAGAUGAAUCUCCAGCAACAACCACAACAACAGUCGCUCCAACAAUACACACAGCCGAAUAUCGACCCACAACUACAACAGAUGCUUGCUGCAGAUUCUAACGCUCUCGUCAACCGAUGGACAUACGCUGAAACACAGCCACCCACCCGCACUGGUUCUCCGCCCACGCCGCCACCCAUCAUUCCUCCUCCUCAGCCGUCGCAAUAUGUCUUCCAAGGACCACCGCACUUCGACUUCCGUCCUCCCCAGGCUGCGUUCACCAUGCCUGAUACCCAACCACGGGUCACGCCACCUCCCCUAUACGGACCCGGCUCUCUUUCAUCGCCCUUUUCACCUACGUCCUUCGGACAGCAGCCUCAAGCAAGCACGUCGUACGCUCCACCACUUCCACCGGCUGGAAGCUCGGAAACACCCCCUCCAGCCACUCCUGACGGCGCAGGCGAACUGGCCCGUAUACACGCCGAGCAGGCUGCUCGUGCCGCAGAAAUAGAGGCGCGCAAGCCGGACUAUCUGCAACGUGCGGCGGCAGGCGGUGCAGCGCCAGGCGCCGCCGUUGGAAAUACUCCUAUGAAAGGCCGACGGAUCGACCUUCUAGCCGGUGGUGGCGGGUUCACGCAUACCAGCGAAGAGAGCUUCGAAGACAGGCUGAUGGCCGGCGGUUACGUCGGUUACGGCUCGACUCCUGGUGCGACGGCACCGUCGGCGCCACAGCCUAGGACGUUUAAUGAAAUACUGUCCGCGCGCGGACAGGCGUCUCCACGUCGUGAGAGCGCGCGUCCCGAGCCGCUGCCUGCGACGAGUGCGCAAGCCGAGGACGAUGAGAACGAGCGACGAAAGAGGAAGUGGCUUACGGCUUUCAGCGAGGGUCGCAAGAAGUCUCGCGCCCAGAUGCACGCCGUUGAUCUCGACAACGUCGGGCGUGUUCUCAUCGACCUCGCGCCCGCGGAGAAGCCUCCCGAGUUACCGCCGGAUGAUACGCCAAAGCGCAAGGGUGGCCGUAGACGUAAGCGUCCUCCGCGGAGGAUGUUCGGUGCUCCAGAGAGCGCUGUGCUACAUUGGCCUGACGAGGCGUUCCCGUGGAGCGUACGCACGAGUGAGAUGCGUUCUGAAGAGAGCGCCGCACAGGAAGACGCGCUGGGCAAAGUCGAGCAUUACCUCUGCUCAGACGACACGGAACCGGAUGCGGACGAAGCGCCGUUUCCCGUACCGUCUAAACGCUCGAUUCAGCUGGAUACAUAUCCGCCUGUCAAGCCGAAGGGAGGGAGAGGCAAGAGUAUACCAAAGAAGGAGGCCCGGAGACGCUCGAUCCUGAUCCCGAGUGACAGCAGCGAUGCGCGUGCCGCCUUGUUGACCAACGGCGCUGUGAGGCGCCUCAUUGAGGCGCGUCGAGCUGAAGGACUGGCGAUCUGUAUAUGCGGCAAGGGCGGGAUCGUGAACAAGAAGCAAGUGCAGUGCGAUGAGUGCGGGAGGUGGUACCAUCUAUCGUGUCUCAGUCUCACCGAGCGCGAUCUCGGCGACGAGUACUUCUGCCCUUCCUGCGUGGAUGACGGUCGCGGUGAUGUUGUCGAAGAACCGCAGCCGCCGCCGACCCUCGUGCGCGACGCGACGAUGAUCAGCAUGCAGUCCAGCACAGAUUCAGACCCGCUUCUGUUCGCCGCGAACAAUCACGAUGAUGGCUAUCCGCGCACACCGAGUCCGCCUACGACGGAACCGUCAAGCCAGCCUGAGCCGCCGCGUACACCAGCGAUGAGCGCCAGUCUCGCAACAAUCUUCGAUCCAUCCAGCACACCCUCUCGCGGCAUACGCGCCAAAGACGGCUCAGGUGUAUGGGCCGCGGCGCGUUUUGGCGGGCCGACAGGAAGCUUCGGUACACCUACCCAGUCGGUGUCGCAGACGCAGGGCCAGGGUAGUGUGGUUGUACGAGCCGGAGCUGGAGCAAGAGGGGGAACGUUCAGCGGGCAAUAUGUGCCGCACGGUACCACCAGUGGUCCGGCGUUGGAUGAUACUCCUGUUGAUCGACCUACCCCGAGGGCGGGAACGAAGCCAACUGUGGCGGAAAGUCCACUCACGGGGAGACCUAGUGUUGGAGGUCCCGGCAGAACUCCGCGAGGGCCUGGGGCGGGCGAUGGAAGUCCGACUUUGAGGGCGGCAGGGGUGUAA